CUAUUCGGUCAUCAUUUCAACAGCUACUUCUACAAUAUGAGCAUUGAAACACCAGAGACUCUAGGGCCAAAUCAAAAUGGCAAUCCAAAAACAAAUAUCGAAAAACCAAUCAAAACCAGAAACUGGCUGUUAAUCGUUAUUAACUGUGCUCUUGUUGCUUGUGGUGCUAUAGGAGGUCCUCUCUUAAUGAGACUAUACUAUCUUCAUGGUGGUAGUCGUAAAUGGCUUAGUAGUUGCUUACAAACUGCUGGUUUUCCUAUUCUCAUAUUUCCUCUCAUUUUUCUCUAUAUUAAAUCGAAAUUGUCAAAGACCAACAAAGAUCAAACUUCGUCCUUUUAUAUAGAACCAAAGUUGUUUGUUUCAGCUAUUGCAAUUGGAAUUUUGUUUGGUUUUGCUAAUUUCAUGUAUGCAUUGGGUCUAUCCUAUCUUCCGGUAUCAACUUCAUCAAUUCUCUUUGCAACUCAGCUGUGUUUUACUGCAUUUUUCGCAUGGUUAAUUGUGAAACAAAAAUUUACCGCAUUUAUUAUAAAUGCGGUGGUUGUAAUGACUCUAGGAUCAGUCUUAUUGGGUAUUAAUACCAAUGGUGAUAGACCAAUUGGGGUAUCAAAAGCUCAGUACUUGAUGGGUUUUCUUAUGACAUUAGCUGCUGCUGCUCUAACUGGUCUUGUAAUGCCUCUGAUCGAACUUACUUUCAGUAAAGCAACCAGACGUGUUACUUAUUCUACUUUGUUGCAGCUACAAUUCACUUAUUCUCUCUUUGCAACCGGCUUAAACGUUAUUGGGAUGCUAAUUAACAAGGAUUUUCAGGCUAUACCUAGAGAAGCAGAUGAGUUCGAAUUUGGGAAGCACAAGUAUUAUAUGAUCAUAGUUUUGACUGCAAUUACAUGGCAAUUAGCAACUCUUGGAUUCUUCGGUUUGAUUUUGUACACGAGUGCUCUUUUCAACGGUAUAUACGGAUCACUGCUCUUUCCAUUUACAGGGGUAGCAGCCGUCAUAGUUUACCAUGAGAAUUUCACUGGAUUAAAAGGAAUGGCAUUGGCAUUAUGUCUUUGGGGUUUCUUUUCCUAUUUCUAUGGAGAGUACAAGAUGAUGAAGAAAGUGGGCAAUAAUGAAAGGCAUGGGAAAGUCGAGGAAGUUGAAAAUCAGCCCAAAAGAUUAGAUGAUCAAGAACCGCCAUACAGGCUUGUAUGAACAAUGUUUUCCAAGGUUUUCUCUUCCAUGUAAAAUAAAUUUGUAAGUAUAAGCUUUUGUGUAAACUUAUUGGCUUUGAGAUGGAAAAUGCGCGAAAAACCAACCAUAAUGUAAGGAAGAUAUACAUUGGCGGAUUCAGGACCUAAGGUAGAAGGGGGUUAAAAUAACGCAUGUAUGCAACGUAAACAACAAAUAAAAUGGCAGAAUUUGAGCAUUUUUUGUGA
Molecule: messenger RNA, 1415 nt
Organism: Papaver somniferum (opium poppy)
Lineage: Eukaryota; Viridiplantae; Streptophyta; Magnoliopsida; Ranunculales; Papaveraceae
Product: purine permease 3-like
Exons: 2
Coding region: 37-1191 (384 amino acids)
Cellular component (GO): membrane
Molecular function (GO): purine nucleoside transmembrane transporter activity
Source: RefSeq, a predicted model, not a curated record